Messenger RNA from Aspergillus tubingensis, 2082 nucleotides. Its product is annotated as fungal specific transcription factor domain-containing protein. Bases 1 to 2082 code for a protein of 693 amino acids. The record is from RefSeq and is a predicted model, not a curated record. Gene Ontology annotation, molecular function: DNA binding; zinc ion binding. NCBI's taxonomy places the organism in Eukaryota, Fungi, Ascomycota, Eurotiomycetes, Eurotiales, Aspergillaceae. Gene Ontology annotation, biological process: DNA-templated transcription. The transcript is spliced from 4 exons.
AUGGAGAGGAGAUACCGAGAUCUUGAAAGUCAGGUUCAGGUGUACGAGAAACUCCUGCGCCGGGUACAGUUUCGAGUCUCGCCCGAGGACGGGGACCUUAUCGCUCGGACUCUUGCCCAUUACAGCGAGACAUCUGACAUGAAGGGCACCGUUACAGAUCGUGGGCAGUCCCAAACAAUAGGGGAUGGUGCCGUGUACGCAAUAGAGUGUGUGCAGGAGGACCUUCAUAGUAGCAAAACUUUACAGCCCAUUGGAUUUAUUGGCGGUCCUUCUGAGCUGUCCUGGAUUCAGGAUUUGAACCAGGAGGUCGAGAAAUACACAAUAUCUUCGGAUGGAAUCUCUCCGAAUGAAGUUCCAACUAAUGACUCAGAAGUUUUGAGUAGGGUGAGUUAUUUCCUGGAUGAUCAGGAGCUGGCCAUUUAUGGAAACAUUGAUCUUCAGAUUCAGCCACCUCAAGGUGUUGCGGAGCGACUGCUUUGCCUAUACUUUCAGACUGUGCAUCUUUCGUUUCCCAUUAUCAGCAAACUGUCCUUUACGCAACAAGUGGGCAGAUAUUACGCCAAUCCAAAUUUACGUCCGCCGAAGAAAUGGCUCGCGAUUUUGAAUUUGGUUUUCGCUGCCGCUGCCAAGUUUGCCCAUUUAGUACCUCAACAUUUGAUGCAGUCCAUGGAUAGCCCGACGGAGUAUUUCUUCCGGGCUCAGCAACUCGCUACCGCAGAAAAUCCAUUAAUUGAACAUCCCAACCUUCAACAGGUACAAAUUGAAGGUCUCACUGCGUUUCUGUGUAUGGUGUUGGGCCAUAUUAAUAGGUCCCGGAGAGUGUGUGGUAUCGCAAUAAGGUCUUCCAUUGCUAUGGGAAUAAAUUUGCGGAAUCAGAGUAAAGAAAUAUCCAAUACUUCUAGAGAGAUCCGAUACCGUGUUUGGUGGUCACUCUAUACACUGGAAAACACACUUUCAGUGAUGACUGGCCGGCCUACUGGAACUUCAGAUAGGUUCUGUACGACACCUUUGCCAAUACCUUUCGAAGAAGAGCAAUUUCAUCAAGACCCUGCUGUCAGACUCCUAGCGGAUUCGGGAUUUCGUGCUGAGUAUAUGCGGGACUUUACAUUCUUCGGAUGUACCCCUGCGAACAGGCCUCCAAAUACCGACAAAAUUGGCGGCCGAAGGCCUGACUCCAAAUUUCAAGAUAUUGUCCCCAAUACUUCUCGAUAUUUUCUCUAUUUUGUCGAGCUGACCAAGAUCAUGCGUCAAGCAGUUGAUUCCUUGUACAGUCCGGGAUUCGCAAGACGUCCUUGGCUUACCAUCUAUGCGGCCAUGAUAGACCUGGUGCACGAAACAGACGAAUGGCUUUCCGGUUUAGCUGCAGCCUUUAGCUUCAAGGAUCAUCAAGGAUCAGGUCAAUUUGACAGGUGGAGGUGGGGCCUUGCCGUCAGAUUUCAUAGUGUGAGGAUUACAAUAUGUCGGCCCUCCCUUUGUCGGUCGGGAAGGCACAGACAGGGCACCGAGCCUUCCAAGGAUCUUCAGGAAACCGCAGAUAUAUGUAUUGAUUCAGCUUGCCAGCUUCUGGAUCUCCUGCCCGAUAAGCCUGACGGUAUCUGGUUGGCCCAGGUAUCUCCAUGGUGGUGUGUCCUGCACUACCUCAUGCAGUCAGCAACCAUACUGCUGAUAGAGCUGGGCUAUCGCAUCGGAACCGGUGCAGACCAGGCCGCUUUCGUCGAAUCACGCAUUAAAAAAGCGCUAGACUGGCUUUCCACUCUGGCGGCUGAUGAUCUCGCUGCUGAACGUGCUUUCAGAGUCUGCGAUAGUCUUCAUCGUCGGCUCCUUCUCCGCUCGAUUAUCGAACAGGACAGAGUUCCUAGGUUCUCUGCGGCGCUGUCAACAAAACUUACGCCUUCUGACGAUGUCCCAAAUUUAGUCUCCCAGGCUGAGCACAAUUUUACUCAUGUUUCCGUUAUGCCGCACAGAACGGGAGAGUCGGCAUUUAUGGACUCAGAAAUGAGGAACGAGACAAUGUUUCAUCCAGCGCUCCAGACACCAUACGACGAAUUCAUGCCGUACAAUUUGGACAGUGCAUGGAACUGA